This is a messenger RNA of Limulus polyphemus (Atlantic horseshoe crab), 2369 nucleotides long. RefSeq names its product chymotrypsin B-like. Gene Ontology annotation, molecular function: serine-type endopeptidase activity; protein binding. The record is from RefSeq and is a predicted model, not a curated record. Bases 94 to 1422 code for a protein of 442 amino acids. Lineage: Eukaryota; Metazoa; Arthropoda; Merostomata; Xiphosura; Limulidae. Gene Ontology annotation, biological process: proteolysis. The transcript is spliced from 9 exons.
ACUGUAGAACGCGCCACCUAGGGGAAGUUAUACCUUUGUCUUAUUUCAUAACGUAGACGAAAUAGGCAUCUAACGAAUCUGACUGCACUCGCUAUGAUGAAGUGGGGAAAAGAACCAUGUGAAAUUUUUCUGGUUUUUUUGGCUGUUGUUGGUUGGUCUCGUGCAGACAAUUCGUGUCGCGGGAUUCUUCUGAAAGAUCGUAGUGGAGUUAUCAACAGUCCAAUUGACCCCAUCACUGGAAAAUACCCGCCAAAUUCCCAGUGUUUUUGGGAUUUCUACUCGAUAGAUGGCAUUGCCGAUGAUCAGUUUAUUACCUUCCGAUUUUUGAAUCUGGAGCUAGAACUCAGUGAUAACUGUAACUAUGACCACGUGGAGUUAACCAAUCGAAUCGGACGACCUGUUCCCCUGAAACGUUUCUGUGGAAAUGAAAUUCCGCCAUCAGUAACGGUUCCGGCUAGGAAGGACCUACGGAUGUACUUCUUUAGUGAUGAGAUCUAUGAAUAUAAAGGCUUUUCUGUAGAAUAUAACGUCGUCAAAAAUGAUGUUAAGUGUCCAGAGAAAGAGUUUCAGUGUCGUAAUGAUCAGUGUGUGGAAAAACACCGAGUGUGUGACACCUCCGACGACUGCGGGGACGGAACAGAUGAAGAACAAUGCAAUCAUCCAACCGGAGAACUGGAAAUUUGUGGCUUGACUCCCAUAAUACCGGAAUUAGGAAACGGUGACCGUAUUGUCGGUGGCCGAGAGGCCGUGCCCGGCAGCUGGCCUUGGCAAGUGAGCUUUCAAUAUAUUUAUACACAUCCCAGUAGUCACUUCUGUGGUGGUGCACUGAUUAACAAAAACUGGAUUCUGACAGCAGCCCACUGCGUUAAGGAUAAAUACAAAGAUGAAAUUCGAAUUCAUUUCGGAAAUCAUCACCGGUGGCUGACAGACCCACAAGAAAUUCUCCGGUAUCCUACAGAUUGGUACUUCUAUCGCUGGGAAGAUAUAGCACUCGUCAAACUCAAUGCUCCUUUGAGUUUUAAUGACGUCAUCCAACCUGUGUGCUUACCAGAAUGGGAAGAAGAUCUGGAAGACGGAACUAUGGGUCACGUGACAGGAUGGGGUAAUACGAUUGGUACCGGACACAGUACUGUUUUGAAGCAAGCAAUGGUACCAAUAUUUAAUUAUGAAGCUUGUUCCAACUAUGACUCGCCGUUUCCGAUAAACCCCACUAAUAUUUGCAGUGGAACUGAUGACGGUGGAAUCAAUCCGUGUUUCGGAGACAGUGGAAGCCCUCUAGUGGUACAAAAAGACAAUAAGUGGACUGUUUACGGCCUGGUAUCGUGGGGCCCUCUAGUGUGUGGUAUCAAACAAGAGCCAACGGUCUACAUGAAAGUUUCAGAAUUUCGUCGAUGGAUGGAUGAAACCUUAUCUUCAAAUUGAAAAACCAAAAAAGUCAUAAAGCGACUCGAAACUACUUAACAUUUUCUAUGACCAUUCAAAAGUUUUUUUUUUUUACGAUUUUUUGGAAAUACUUAAAAUUUUAUGACUUUUUGAAUAACCCAAAAUCAUUUAGAGUGUAUGGAAUUAUUCAAAACGUUUUUAAACUUUCUGGAAUUACUAAAAUCUCUUUAAAAACUUUAUAUAACUACUCAAGCUCUUUGUAACUUUCUGGAACUCCUCCAAGGUCGUUGUAGCUUUCUGGAAUCUCCAUAAACUGUUUGUAGCUUUCUGGAACUUCCCCAAACUCUUUGUAACGUUCUAGAACUUUCUCAAACACAUUUUUUCACUUUCUGGAAUUUCUCUAAACUCUUUGUAAUUUUCUAGAACUUUCUCAAACACUUUGUAACUUUCUGAAACUUUCCUAAACUCUUUGUAACUUUCUGGAACUUUCUCAAACACAUUUUUUAACUUUCUGGAACUUUCUCAAACACAUUUUUUUAACUUUCUGGAACUUUCUCAAACACAUUUUUUAACUUUCUGGAAUUUCUCUAAACUCUUUGUAACUGUCUGGAACUUCCCUAAACUCUUUGUAACUUUCUGAAACUUCCCUAAAUUCUUUGUAACUUUCUGGAACUUCCCUAAAUUCUUUGUAACUUUCUCAAUCUCUGUAAAAUUAGAGUUAACGUUAGUUUAACAGUAAAUAACGCUUUCCAACGUGAUACAACCAAAAUUUCGAUGAAAAAAUAAAGAGUUUCAGCGGUUAUCUGGAAAGUAAUUAUGAUCUUCUUCUGAUCAAAGCAAGCUCAGGACUAAAAAUUGACUCAGUAACAAAUUAUACAGCUAAACUAAUAAACCGUUUCUUCAGUUCGGUACCUUCUCUGUUAGCAAGAUUUUCGGCUUGUGUCUCUGUCCCUUCUUGUCCGAAUAAAGUCCAAGGUUAAAGUCUC